AUGGUUCCCCGACCAAGAAAAAGCCAUGUGUCUAAUCUUAAUAUUAUGGUAGUAGGGUUUACUGGUGUUGGCAAAACCGCCUUUGUCAGAACACUGUUGGAAACUCUUUCUAUUGAAGAAAAAAGAAGAGCAGGCAAUGAUACAAGCAUAAUAGCUAAUGAGAAUACGGUCAGUGAGAAACAGCAGAUAGAUGAUAACAAUAGCAGCAACAAUAAGAAGAGUAAUAGUAGGCGUGAUUCAUUCAUAAGUGAACACUCGUCCAAAAGUAACAAUAAUAUCGGCAGUCAGUAUUACCAUGAUGAACAUGCGCUAGAAGGACCUAUUGAAAAGACAUUACAACCUUAUACAAUCUCUAGAGAAGUGGAAGUGGUGGAUAAAAAAGAGAAUAAAGUACUUUUGACGUUAAUCGAUACCCCAGGUUUUUCGGCAGAAUAUCUAGUUGAUAGGCAACUGCAUGAUAUACUAAAAUACAUUGAGCAUCAAUUUGAUCUGACACUAGCAGAGGAAUCAAAAGUAAAACGUAAUCCUCGAGCUGUCGAUACUCAAGUUCAUUGCUGUUUAUAUUUUAUUGACCCAAGGAAGGCCAGUCUGGAUGAAUUUGAUAUUCACAUUCUCAAGAAAUUAGCAAAUCGCGUGAAUGUUAUACCUAUCAUUGGAAAAGCAGAUCAAUUAACCAUAGCGCAAAGGAACAGAUUAAAGCCAGCAAUUUUAAAAGACAUCUACACUACAUUCAAAAUCCCUAUUUACGGUAUGCCUGAAGAUGAAGAUGACAACGAAGAUAUAGAUGACGAAAAGACUGAGGAUGUUGGCAAUGAACAAAAAGUAGAUAGAAAGAACAGUAAGAAAUCGUCUGCAGCAGAAAAGAAAAGAGAAACAUUAGAGCAAUUUCUAUCAGAAUACGACUACAACAAUGAAGACAAGGAAACCCAAAGCAUACUUGACUAUUUGUAUACAGUGCCUUUUACUUUUAUUGCUUACGAAGAAAAUCCUCAAAACGGACAACCUGUUGAUAUGACUGUACAUAAGAUACAGCUGGGUCGCGAUUUUGGCUGGGGAACAAUUGAUUGUCUUGAUGAUAAAUACAGCGAUUUCAUGAAGUUGAAGCAUAUUUUAUUAUCUUCUCAUAGACGAUUUUUACAGUUAGACACAGUUGAACGACAUUACGAACAAUACAGGACGGAAAGACUGAUGUACAAACGAGCUACUAAGAUGAAUAUGAUGAGUUCAAACAAUAAUAAUACGACCACAAUUUCUCAUAACAAUAAUUUCAAACUAGCUGCAUAG
Molecule: messenger RNA, 1284 nt
Organism: Mycotypha africana
Lineage: Eukaryota; Fungi; Mucoromycota; Mucoromycetes; Mucorales; Mycotyphaceae
Product: Septin-domain-containing protein
Exons: 2
Coding region: 1-1284 (427 amino acids)
Biological process (GO): cytoskeleton-dependent cytokinesis
Cellular component (GO): septin complex; microtubule cytoskeleton; septin ring
Molecular function (GO): GTP binding; molecular adaptor activity; GTPase activity
Source: RefSeq, a predicted model, not a curated record